UAUAUGUUUUGUCGACAAUUUUGAGUGUGGCUGUGGAAACGUUUUAUGUCCCACCCUGUCUGUCGCGUUGAUGACGUGUACUUUUCAUGAGGUAAACAUUCUGCGCCGCCAGAUGAUACGAAGAUAUCAAGGAUGGGGACCCAAGUAAAAGAUGUAGUGAUCAAGUCUGAUGCCCCCAGUGCUCUACUGUUGGACAAGCAUGCAGACUAUAUUGCUGCCUACGGCUCCAAGAAGGAUGACUAUGAGUACACCCUGUCAGAGUAUCUGCGGAUGUCAGGUAUCUACUGGGGCCUGACGGUGAUGGACUUGAUGGGUCAGCUGACCAGGAUGAACCAACAGGAGAUCUCUGACUUCAUCAAGUCCUGUCAGCACGACUGUGGAGGCGUCAGCGCCAGCAUUGGACACGACCCACACGUCCUCUACACGCUCAGUGCUGUACAGAUCCUCUCGUUGUAUGAUAACGUGAACGUGCUGGACGUGGACAAGGUGGUGGAGUACGUCAGAGGACUGCAGCAGGAGGAUGGCUCGUUCGCUGGAGACAAAUGGGGGGAGAUAGACACACGAUUCUCUUUCUGUGCUGUCGCAACACUCGCAUUGCUGGGUAGGCUGGAUGCCAUUAACAUGGACAAGGCUGUGGAGUUUGUUCUGUCCUGUAUGAAUUUUGAUGGAGGGUUUGGCUGCAGACCAGGAUCAGAGUCUCAUGCCGGACAGAUUUACUGUUGUACAGGGUUCCUGUCUAUAGCAGGUCAGUUACACCAGGUGAAUGCUGACCUGCUGGGCUGGUGGCUCUGUGAGAGACAGCUUCCCUCGGGAGGUCUCAACGGACGCCCUGAGAAACUGCCUGAUGUAUGUUACUCGUGGUGGGUGCUGGCCUCCCUGAAGAUCAUUGGUAGAAUCCACUGGAUAGACAAGUCCAAGCUGAGGUCCUUUAUUUUGGCCUGUCAGGAUGAGGAGACGGGGGGCUUUGCUGACCGACCAGGAGACAUGGUGGACCCAUUCCAUACUCUGUUUGGCGUAGCAGGCCUGUCUCUGCUGGGAGAGGGUCAGAUAAAGGACGUCAAUCCUGUUCUCUGUAUGCCUGAAGACGUGUUGGAGAGGCUAGGCUUGCACCCAGACCUCCUCAGCUAGCUCUUCAGUCAUCUACACACACCAGGGUCGACCUCUCCACCUCCCCACCCUGUACCCCUUCACCUCCCACCCCGCCACCUCCCCACCCUGCACCCCUCCACCCUGCACCCCUCCACCUCCCCGGGACACAGGGCUCAGGAGACGGGUGGUUUAAGGGGGACAGACUAGUGUUGUGUAUAGAGGAAGGCCGUAGUUCCUCCCAAGGACAUUUUAAAGGCUUGAUAGUUUGCUGUCCAGUAAAUUGGUAUGAAGCAUCACAUCCCUUCUCUCUCUUGGGUCCUGGUCCUCAGCUCUACACCUCUUGUCCCUGCAGCUAUAGUCUUUAACAGGUCAUCUAGCAGUAUGUCAUGACAACGUUUACACUGUCUAAUAUUGCACCCUAUUCCCUAAUAUAGUGCACUCGUUCUGACCAGGGCCCAUAGGGGAAAAGGGUGAUAUUUUUGGACACAACCCAGGAAGAACACAUCACUGCUGGUUCUCCACUCCCCUGGUAGUUAAUGUAUUGAUCGUUCACUCCCCUGGUAGUUAAUGUAUUGAUCGUUCACUCCCCUGGUAGUUAAUGUAUUGAUCGUUCACUCCCCUGGUAGUUAAUGUAUUGAUCGUUCACUCCCCUGGUAGUUAAUGUAUUGAUCGUUCACUCCCCUGGUAGUUAAUGUAUUGAUCGUUCACUCCCCUGGUAGUUAAUGUAUUGAUCGUUCACUCCCCUGGUAGUUAAUGUAUUGAUCGUUCACUCCCCUGGUAGUUAAUGUAUUGAUCGUUCACUGCCCUGGUAGUUAAUGUAUUGAUCGUUCACUCCCCUGGUAGUUAAUGUAUUGAUCGUUCACUGCCCUGGUAGUUAAUGUAUUGAUCGUUCACUCCCCUGGUAGUUAAUGUAUUGAUCGUUCACUCCCCUGGUAGUUAAUGUAUUGAUCGUUCACUCCCCUGGUAGUUAAUGUAUUGAUCGUUCACUCCCCUGGUUAGAGGGGAACCAGCAGUGUUGUGGAUCUUCUGCACUUCUUUACAAGACCAACCAAUAAUCCCUGUCUUUUGUGAUGCUAGCAACUGGAGCUACUUACAGCUGGGAACUCACUGACCACAAACCUUGUGUUGGGUUGGAUUGUUUUCUUAAUAUACAGGUAGAACUGCCAAAAUAAAGGAAGCGCUAUACUUGAAGGCAGGUGCUUCCACACAGGUGUGGUUCCUGAGUUAAUUAAGCAAUUAACAUCCCAUCAUGCUUAGGGUCAUGUAUAAAAAUGUCCCAGUUGCCCAUUAUUUUGGCCACCAUGUCUAGAAGAAAAGAUGUCAGUGACUUAGAAAGAGGGGUCUGAAAGGAGCAUAGGGGGUUUAAAGGCUGUGUGUGUCAGUCCACAGAUGUCAGGCCGAGACGCUGCGUUUUCUGCAUCAACAAAACACCAAACAAUGUUAUUUCUCGUGGAAGAAUGGUGGCUCAUUCCUCCAAUAGAGUUCCAGACUCUAGUACAAUCUCUGACGAGGUGCAUUGAACCUGUUCUGAUUGGUGGAGGCCCAACGCCCUAUUAGGACACUUGAUGUUGGUGUUUAUACUUUAUUUUGGCAGUUACCUGUAUAUUGUAAUGAAUUCAGGUGACUAUGCAGCUGCGGGGUUAUAUAGGCCUGUGUAGGGUUAGUGAUUUGGAUCAUCUAAUCCUGUGUAGGGUUGGUGAUUUGGAUCAUCUAAUCCUGUGUAGGGUUAGUGAUUUGGAUAAUCUAAUCCUGUGUAGGGUUGGUGAUUUGGAUCAUCUAAUCCUGUGUAGGGUUGGUGAUUUGGAUCAUCUAAUCCUGUGUAGGGUUGGUGAUUUGGAUCAUCUAAUCCUGUGUAGGGUUGGUGAUUUGGAUCAUCUAAUCCUGUGUAGGGUUGGUGAUUUGGAUCAUCUAAUCCUGUGUAGGGUUGGUGAUUUGGAUCAUCUAAUCCUGUGUAGGGUUGGUGAUUUGGAUCAUCUAAUCCUGUGUAGGGUUGGUGAUUUGGAUCAUCUAAUCCUGUGUAGGGUUGGUGAUUUGGAUCAUCUAAUCCUGUGUAGGGUUGGUGAUUUGGAUCAUCUAAUCCUGUGUAGGGUUGGUGAUUUGGAUCAUCUAAUCCUGUGUAGGGUUGGUGAUUUGGAUCAUCUAAUCCUGUGUGGGGUUGGUGAUUUGGAUCAUCUAAUCCUGUGUAGGGUUGGUGAUUUGGAUCAUCUAAUCCUGUGUAGGGUUGGUGAUUUGGAUAAUAUAAUCCUAGUACACCACCUAGUAGCAUCCAACAUUUUGGCGCUAAACAUUUUAUAUAUCCAAAUCUCAUCCUUCAUGGAGAGUUACUGAAUCGCACUGAGUCAUUCACGUCAUCUUAAUCUGGGAUCCUUAAAUAGUUUUUCCCCCCAGAGGGAGUCUGUGAUUGUGUCCUAAACGGCAACCUAUUCCCUAUCUAGUGAACUCUUUUUGACAAGGGGCCAUAGGACUUUUUUGUCAAGAGUAGUGCGCUAAAUAGGGAAAAGGGUGCCAUUUGAGAAGCACUCUGUAAUAUAGCGAUAAUCACUUUGAACAUAUGCAUUUAUUUCCGAGUUUUUCUUUUGUUUUCUGAGAACCAUAUUGAAUUUGUUGUCAGUGUCAUAUGUGAUGUCAACUUGUUGUGCUGUUGUUACCUAUAAAAAAAAAAGGCUUGGCGUCAAUUCCAUUUAAAUUCAGUCAAUUCAGGAAGUUGACUGAAAUUCACGUUUUUUUUUAAAUGUAUAAUCGAGAAUAGAAUCAUUUUGAGGAGAAUUGGAAUUUCAGUUUACCUCAAGAAUUGACUGAAUUGAAAUGGAAUUGACCCCCAACCCUGUACCUGAAUGAUAUCCACCUGUCCAAAUGUUGAGGACAAUUAAUACAUAUCUGUCUACUCACCUGUAACAACAGUGUUAACUCAUCCUGUAGUAGGCAAUAAAUACAUUGAUUCAACGG
Messenger RNA from Oncorhynchus mykiss (rainbow trout), 4035 nucleotides. RefSeq names its product Rab geranylgeranyltransferase subunit beta (gene rabggtb). Gene Ontology annotation, molecular function: Rab geranylgeranyltransferase activity. The record is from RefSeq and is a predicted model, not a curated record. Gene Ontology annotation, cellular component: Rab-protein geranylgeranyltransferase complex. Gene Ontology annotation, biological process: protein geranylgeranylation. NCBI's taxonomy places the organism in Eukaryota, Metazoa, Chordata, Actinopteri, Salmoniformes, Salmonidae.